Choloepus didactylus (southern two-toed sloth) is the source of this 463-nucleotide messenger RNA. Its product is annotated as histone H3.1. Gene Ontology annotation, molecular function: protein heterodimerization activity; DNA binding; structural constituent of chromatin. Bases 30 to 440 code for a protein of 136 amino acids. The record is from RefSeq and is a predicted model, not a curated record. The transcript has a single exon. NCBI's taxonomy places the organism in Eukaryota, Metazoa, Chordata, Mammalia, Pilosa, Megalonychidae. Gene Ontology annotation, cellular component: nucleosome.
AUCUGAAGAUCCUCGCCGGUUCUUUUACCAUGGCUCGGACCAAGCAGACAGCUCGCAAGUCUACCGGUGGCAAGGCGCCACGCAAGCAGCUCGCCACUAAAGCGGCCCGCAAGAGCGCGCCGGCCACUGGUGGAGUGAAGAAGCCCCAUCGCUACCGGCCCGGCACCGUGGCGCUGCGCGAGAUUCGUCGUUACCAGAAGUCCACCGAGCUGCUGAUCCGCAAGCUGCCGUUCCAGCGGCUAGUGCGCGAGAUCGCGCAGGACUUCAAAACUGACCUGCGCUUCCAGAGUUCCGCGGUGAUGGCCCUACAGGAGGCGUGCGAGGCCUACUUGGUGGGGCUCUUUGAGGACACCAACUUGUGUGCUAUCCAUGCCAAGCGCGUCACCAUCAUGCCCAAGGACAUCCAGCUCGCUCGCCGUAUCCGCGGGGAAAGAGCUUAAGUUUGUAUCGGCUGUUGGCUUUU